Habropoda laboriosa is the source of this 1698-nucleotide messenger RNA. RefSeq names its product probable arginine--tRNA ligase, mitochondrial (gene ArgRS-m). The record is from RefSeq and is a predicted model, not a curated record. The transcript has 5 exons. Gene Ontology annotation, molecular function: ATP binding; arginine-tRNA ligase activity. Gene Ontology annotation, cellular component: mitochondrion. Bases 1 to 1698 code for a protein of 565 amino acids. Lineage: Eukaryota; Metazoa; Arthropoda; Insecta; Hymenoptera; Apidae. Gene Ontology annotation, biological process: arginyl-tRNA aminoacylation; mitochondrial translation.
AUGAGUAAUUAUAUGAGGUCUAUGAUAUUUAAAAAGGUUAUAAAACCGCUGCAAAAUAUAGACAAUGCAUAUCAACAUAAAAUUAUGUCUAAUUUAAAUGUCAAAUUUAAUAGCAUAGGUGGUAUAUAUUCUUUUGAAUUACUUUUAAAAUCGAAUGAUUAUGAUAUAACAAAUGAAGUUGAAAGCAUUAUAAAAAAUGAUGUAAGAGACACUUUUGAUAAUAUUACAGUAAAAGAUAAUACUGUAUAUUUUGGUAUACAAAGAGAUAAAUAUGUGAAAAAAAUUUUAGAAAAUAAUUUGGUUGGAGUAACACCACCAUUACUUGUAGACAAUAGUAAAAAUAUUAUAAUAGAAUUUAGUUCACCAAAUAUUGCAAAACCUUUUCAUUUAGGGCAUUUGCGUUCUACGGUCAUAGGAAACUGUAUUUCUAAUGUAAAUACUUUUCUACAAAAUGAAGUUACAAAAGUAAAUUAUUUAGGAGAUUGGGGUACACAAUUUGGUUAUAUUCAGUUAGGAAUAGAAAUGUCAAAUACUGAUAAUAUGGAACUGCAAACAGAUCCUAUUAAAACAUUGUAUAAAGUUUAUGUUGAAGCUAAUAAGUUAGCUACAUGUAACCCAGAAAUACAUGAACGUGCUAAAGAAAUAUUUAAGAACUUAGAAUUAGGAGAUAGUGUGAAUUAUAAUAAUUGGAAAACAAUUAAGAAUUUUACUGCUGUAGAAUUAGAAAAAACUUAUAAAAGAAUAGGUGUAGUUUUUGAUAAGUAUGAUUGGGAGUCUCUAUAUACUAGUAAAAACAUAAAUAAAAUGAUUAAUUUAAUGGAAGAAAUGCAAUUAUUAACAUUAGAUGAUGUUAACAGAAAAGUAGUAUCUGUUAGUGAAGAGAGAAGUAUUCCAAUUAUAAAAAGUGAUGGUACAACUUUAUACCUAACUAGAGAUAUUGCUGCAGCUAUUGAUAGAUUUGAGAAAAACAAAUUUGAUGCUAUGUACUAUGUUGUGGAUUAUAGUCAAUCAGAUCAUUUUUCUAAUUUGAUUACAAUUUUAAAUAAAAUGAAACUACCUUGGGUAGACAGAUUAAAACAUGUCAAGUUUGGAAGAGUACAUGGUAUGAGUACAAGAAAAGGUACAGCAGUAUUUUUAGAAGACAUUUUAAAUGAAGCAAAAGAAAAAAUGAAACAAAGACAAUUAGCAACAAAGACAACUAAAAUUCCUUUAAAUGAAAUGGAUGUGAUUUCUGAUAUUUUGGGAGUUUCUGGUAUAAUUAUUCACAACUUGAAACAAAAUAGAAUGCAUAAUUAUGAAUUCAAUUGGAACACAAUGCUUGAUUUAAAAGGUGAUACUGGAAUAAAAUUGCAAUAUACUCAUUGCCGCUUAUGCAGUUUAAAAGAGCUAUCUGGUGCUACAUUAGUAGGAGAAUGCGAUCCAAGUCUUUUAAAGGAAUUACAAGUGGAUACUUUAAUUACAUUAAUCAGUCAAUUUGAUGAAGUAGUACUUAAAUGCUAUGAAGAAUUAGAACCAUGUACAUUAACAAUAUAUCUUUUUCAUUUAAGUAAGGCAAUUAAUUUAGCCUUCAAGAAUUUGCGAAUAAAAGGUGAAUCAAAUGACUUAGGAAAUCAAAGAUUACUAUUAUUUCAUGUAGCAAAAAUAACACUUGCUCAAGGUAUGAAAUUACUUGGUUUAACACCCUUGGAAAAAAUGUAA